AUGUCGAAAAUGUACAGCAAUCGAAACCGUAACCAGAAGCAGCAUCAGCAGCAGCCUAUCUCUGAGUCGCCCAUCAAGGUCGUCCAGAUUGAUGGACUGGUCAUCUUGAAGAUCAUCAAGCACUGCCAGGAGGAGAACUGCUCUCCCGAGACGCAGGGGCAGCUGCUCGGUCUGGUGUACGAUAACCGGCUGGAGAUUACCAACUGCUUUCCGCUGCCGCGCUCCAACGAGGACGACGAGACGGAAGAUACGAUGGAUUACCAGUACACGAUGAUCCGCCACUUGCGCAACGUCAACGUGGACUACCUGCAGAUUGGCUGGUACCAGUGCAACCCCUAUGGAAGUAAUCUGAACAAGCUGGUCACCGUCGACUACCAGUACCAGUACCAGACGUCCUGCGACGAGGCGGUGGUCCUCUUCUUCGACCCGAUUCGCACGCAGCGCGGCUUUCUCUCACUCAAGGCCUACCGCCUGACCAAUCUGGCGAUGUCCCUCUGCAAGGACGGCGAGUUCAAGCCGGAGACGCUGCGCCAGAGCAAGAUGUCCUACGAGAAGUUCUUCGAGGAGAUUCCCAUCGUCAUUCGCAACUCGCACCUGAUCAAGGCGCUGCUGCUGGAGAUCGAGCAGGACAUGAGCAUCGACGCCGGCCGGCAGAUUCUCGACAUUGGCGGCUUCUCCAUCGUCGAGAAGAGCCUCCAGUCGCACAUCAAGUCGGUGGAGGAGCUGAACAAGCAGACGUACACGCUGCGCAAUGAGGUGAUCAAGAAGCACGAGAUUGCCCGGGAGAAUCUGAACCGCGCCAACGCCAAGCUGCAGCCCCUGGGCGAGGAGGAGGUGGCCAAAAUUAUGAAGCCCUUCAAGCAGACGCCCAUUCAGCGUCUGGAGAACAUGCUCACCUACUCGCAGAUUUCCAACUACAGCCAACAGUCGGCUCUAAACGCCACCACCAACAUUGGUGUGAAGAAGGAAAAUAAUUAA
Rhagoletis zephyria (snowberry fruit fly) is the source of this 978-nucleotide messenger RNA. The record is from RefSeq and is a predicted model, not a curated record. Lineage: Eukaryota; Metazoa; Arthropoda; Insecta; Diptera; Tephritidae.